AUGUUGAGAGCAGAUCGGCGCUCCCUCUGUGAUCGGCGCUGGAACAAGAGCCGCUCGCAGCACGGCCUCUCCGCUCGCGCUCCCAGGACAGAAUUAGAGCCGCGCGUUCCGUCUGACGCACGUGACGGCAGGAGAGGGGGAGUUCAGAGGGUCAAGAAGCCGGAGGGUAUCUGUGUCUGCAUUCCUGCCGUGCCACGCAUCAGUGGGGGGGAAGCAGCAGAGCACAGCCGCGUCUCCAUUCUACCUGUUUUACGCUCGGAAGCAACAACCUGCCCGCCGCUCCCGCCUGACGAGAGCAAGGCGGCAGACGCCAGGGUGGAGGCGGCCGCCAGGAAUGGCUGCAUCAAAGGACGCAGACGCCACAGCCGCCGCCGGGCCCGGAGCCCCUCCUUUGAUGAGGACCCCACCCCUCGGCCGAAGGGGAAGAAGAAGAAGAGGAAGUCUCCUUCACACAGCCUGUCGCCACUAAGGAAGAAGAAAAAGAAGAAGAAGAAGAGCUCUAAGAAAAGCAAGAGGCAUAGGUACACCUCCAAGAAGUCCAAGCACAGCUCUUCCAGUUUAAAACACAAGAGGAAGGAUGAGCGCAAGCACAAGAAAAGUUCGCGGACUCGCUCGCGUCGGAGACGGCGCUACCGGAGGUCAGAGUCGGACACAUCUUUCUGCCAAUCCUCCUCAGAGGACAGAUACCAUCUACAGAAGUCUGAAGUGCAUCAGACACUGGGACAUCUGUCCACGGCUGCAGAGGAAACCCACCCGGUCAUCAAGUGGAGACCUACAACCAAAUCAGUGUGUAAAACGGCUCCAAAAUAUCGCUCCAUCCUCUCAGCUGGCACCAUUUUGUCGUCCAAACCUGGGAGCGAGCCCUCGCACGACGGCGGGUCCCAGCACCUGUCCGGCCAGGUCGAGGGUCCGCACGAUUACGAUUCAGGGAAUGACACGUCCUCGCCGCCGUCCAGCAAAACCGGCGUGUCCCGGGCGAGCGUCGCUGACAGCAAGAGGAACCACUGUCAGCGUCUGACCUCGCCGGACAAGCUGAAGUUCACCGACAGAGACAAUGCCUCCGAUUCAGGGAACUCCGUGACCAGCUACGCCUCCUUGUGCAAACCGUACGGGGAGGACGGCUUGUCUGCGACCCUUUUCAGCACAAAUGGCAAGAGGGAGCAGAUAACCUUGGGGUGUCGGGUGGAGGUUGUGAGAUCCCCAAAGACAUCCAGCUGUUCGCAGAGGAGGAGCGAGUCUCCCCGGAGGCGGCUGAAAGGCCGCUUCUCCAGCAGCAGGAGCAGGAGCAGAUCCUCAGGGACUUCCAGAUACUCGGGACGCUACUCUCGCAGCCCCUCGCCGUCAUCCUGCAGCACAUACUCGCGCUCUCCCAGUAACUCGGCCGAUCUGAGGCGAAGAGGCAGCCUGAGCUCCAGAGGAAGCUACUGCAGAUACAGCCAUGACAGGCUACGAGACCGGAAGAGAGCAGGUAGCUCCAGAAAGAGCGGCCUGAAACACACACACAAGGUCAGCGGGAAGAGACGAAGACGCAAAUCCUACUCGCCUAUGAGGAAGAGGAGGAGAGACUCGCCAAGCCAUCUGGAAGCGCGCCGAAUCACAAGUGCCAGGAAGCGGCCCAUCCCUUACUUCCGCCCCAGCCCGUCGUCCAGCAGCCGCGCCACCAGCGCGUCGUCCUGGAGCAGCCUGUUCAGCCACCGCGGCCGCAGCAGGAGCCGCGGCCACAGCUCCUCCUCCUCCUACCGGAGCUACAGCCGCAGCUCGUCGUGGAACUCCAUCUUUGGGACGCGCAGCCGCAGCCGGAGCCGCGGCUCAUUGCACAGACGCCACAAAGCAAGGCAUUAAGGCCGCUCAGA
This is a messenger RNA of Salarias fasciatus (jewelled blenny), 1853 nucleotides long. RefSeq names its product serine/arginine repetitive matrix 4 (gene srrm4). The transcript is spliced from 13 exons. The coding region runs from base 1 to 1842 and encodes 613 amino acids. The record is from RefSeq and is a predicted model, not a curated record. Gene Ontology annotation, molecular function: mRNA binding. Gene Ontology annotation, biological process: regulation of RNA splicing; mRNA processing; neuron maturation. Gene Ontology annotation, cellular component: nucleus. Lineage: Eukaryota; Metazoa; Chordata; Actinopteri; Blenniiformes; Blenniidae.